CUCUGUACCAUUGCGUACGAAGCAGGCCACGGUCAUACCGCAAGUCAUCCAGAAGAAGCAGCCCAACAGCUACGCAAAAAGUUACUUUUAUUCGCAGCAAAACAGAUUUUUUUGUUUUAAUCCAAUUUAUUGUAUGAGUCAAAAAACUGAAAGACCAGUGCUAUCGGGUCAACGCAUCAAGACCAGAAAAAGAGAUGAAAGAGAAAAAUAUGACCCAACGGGAUUCCGUGAUGCGGUCAUUGCUGGUCUCGAAAAAACUGAAGGCGACCUGGAACAAAUCUCUAAAUAUCUAGACAGCGCGGGCAACAAGCUCGACUAUCGUCGCUACGGUGAAGUUCUCUUUGACAUAUUGAUUGCAGGAGGUCUACUAGUGCCUGGUGGUUCUAUAUCUCAGGAUGGCGAAAAGCCGCGCACAAGCUACUGCAUCUUCGAUGCGCCCGAGAGCAUGGAGAGCAUGCGCAACCAUGAGCAGGUAUUUGUCAAGCUCAUCAGACGGUACAAGUACCUUGAGAAAAUGUUCGAAGAGGAGAUGGGAAAGGUUCUAUUAUUCGUAAAGGGCUUUACUCCUAGUGAACGCAUCAAGCUUGCGCGUAUGACAGCGCUCUGGUUAGUCAACGGUUCUGUACCGCCAAAUGUUUUACUGGUACUAAACAACGAGCACCUAAUCAAGGAUGGCAUUGCAUUGGAGUUUCUACUAGAGCUGUUCCAGACGUUCAAGCAAGAGAAGGGCAUUGCAUAUCUGAUUCAGGCGCUUAAGAAGGGUGGACUGGAAAGCAAACUUAUGGACUUUUUCCCACCGAACAAACGUACUGAGGAAUAUUUUAAACAAGUUUUUCUUGACAAAGAACUUAACGAGAUCGUCAAGCUACAUAAGGCUCAGGCUAGCCAGGAGGCGAAGCGUGAGUUGCAGCAGGCGCUCAUCGAUGAUAUCAACGAUGAGAAGCCAUAUAAUGAGAUAACCUCAGACAUUAAGGACUUCUCGCAGCGCACCAACAUUCCCGAUCAUGAAAUAAUUGUUAUUAUUUGGUCCACCAUCAUGUCAUUGGGCGAAUGGAACAAGAAGGAGGAGCUGGUUACCGAUCAGGCUGUUCGUCAUCUGAAGAACUACUGCCCACUGUUGCAGGCUUUCGCCUCGACCGACCGUUCGGAAUUGGCCCUAAUCUUGAAGGUGCAGGAAUUCUGCUACGAGAACAUGAACUUCAUGAAGGCCUUCCAGAAAAUCAUUUUGUUGUUCUACAAGACCGAGGUCCUGUCCGAGGAGAUCAUCUUGCGCUGGUACAAGGAGGGCCACUCAAACAAGGGCAAAAUGCAUUUCCUUGAACAAAUGCGAAAGUUUGUCGAAUGGCUUCAGUCAGCCGAAGAAGAAUCCGAAUCUGAGGACGAACAAAAGAAUGGCGAGUAAGAACUUGGUUGAUGGCUAAAUGAGGAUGAACACAAACGGAGCCGCCCUUUAGCAUCCCCAUCCAAAAAUUCGAAACCAGCACCUGCAACAGCCAGUCGAACUAUAUAUAAAACUCACCCCUAUGAAUUAAUGUCAUUUUGAAAACUCCACCUAUAUAAAACUCAAAAAUUCCAACAAAUAAAGGAGAGAGUAAAAAAAACAUGCUAGAAACUAAACGUUUGCAGUCCAGUCUGAUAUCAUUCACGAAUCUACACUUAGUUCCCGUUUGCAAUAUACCGGCAAACCCAUACUAUAUAUGUUAAUAAAAGUUUGAAGUGGAAACAGCAGCACGCUCCAAAUUAAUAGAGAACAUCUGACCGCCAAUAACGUCGACUACUACGACCUGCAGUGAGGUAGCUGGAGUUCCGCGGAGUUGAUGCAACAAAUAAAAAACCAAAAGAGAUACCACAGAGAUGCUUUGUGUGAAUUCGGGGAUGUGUUCCGUUUGCAUGUUCGCAUUAUUCAUCAAUAAAUUUUCCUCAUAUAUGCGUUUAACAAGUAGUACUCACUCUCGAAGGAUUUGCCACGGCGAUGAAAGGAAAUUAACAAGUUAUAUUUGAAAGAUCAAUAUCAUUUAGCAAAGUUUCGUCGAACAAAAUCUAUGGAUUUACGAAAUAUAAGAUACAUGGACUUAGCACAUGUAUACGUAUAAAACCAUUAAACAACCCAAAGUAUUUAACUG
Messenger RNA from Drosophila melanogaster (fruit fly), 2123 nucleotides. It is a transcript of the gene kra, whose product is annotated as krasavietz. Gene Ontology annotation, biological process: regulation of translation. Lineage: Eukaryota; Metazoa; Arthropoda; Insecta; Diptera; Drosophilidae. The transcript has 8 exons. The record is from RefSeq and is marked reviewed. Gene Ontology annotation, cellular component: cytoplasm. Bases 134 to 1402 code for a protein of 422 amino acids.